AUCCUUAAAUUUUAGAUUGUGUGCAUUUGAUAUAGACCAUCAUGGUGUUUUAAUGGGUCGACAUUGGGCCUGCCAAUGCCAGAUACUCGUUCGUACCUCAACCAAUUCUAAACCUUUCAACUUUGGCCUUCUUCCUAAUCGACGACGACGACAUACUCUUCGAAUUCGCCCUUCUUCCAACUAACCGCAGCGGUUUCAAAGACUGAAAAGAUGGGUAUACUUGAUGGAACAUUUGGACGGCUUGCACCCAAGGCGAAGAAUCUGGUAGUUGCGGGUGGAUUGUCUGCAUUCGUCUUUGGGGUCUAUUUCUACACAAUGAGAGCUGUUGGUGGCUCUGAUGAACUUCAGGUUGCCAUUGAUAAGUUUGAACAAGAGAAACAGAAGAAAGAGUCCAAACCAAGCUUGGCAUCAAAUACCUAAGCACAUCAAAAUUAUCCUUUGAAGUUUCUCUUGUAAAGAAAAUCAAGAUUGUGGAUUUCCCUUCAUUUUUAAGUGGUUGGUUAGCUUUGGAGAGUCUUAUCAAACAUCAGUCAUGCUUAUAAUGGGAAUCCUGCUUCCAAAUUCACAUCAUCCAUCAUAUAUACUAUAACAUUUUCUUUCAUUAGAAAAUGUUAUGCUUAUUUUAAGCUAUGCUCCUCGUAUAUAUGGAGUAGUUAUUACUAUGUUUCAACAUAACAGGACUACAUGAGAAUCUCGUACCAUACUUGUUUGGGUUUGUACUAAAUUCAUCAAAUUUGCAAGCCUUGUUUUUCUUCUGCAACGGCAAAUGUGCAAGGAUUGAGCCUUCUUCAUAUCAACUUAUCAAUUUGUGGUUUUCCUUCAUGUUUAUGGGUUGUGGCUUUGGAGAGUUCU
Molecule: messenger RNA, 852 nt
Organism: Cuscuta campestris
Lineage: Eukaryota; Viridiplantae; Streptophyta; Magnoliopsida; Solanales; Convolvulaceae
Source: the annotation of a GenBank genome assembly